AUGAAAAAACAUUUAAUUUUAUUUCUUUUUACGACCCUUUUAUGGCUUGCCAUUGCCAAUGGUCAGGAUGAUGGACAAGAUAAUACAGAUACUCAAGACACUUCAACAGGAAUUGCGACUACUGAUGUUGUUGCAACAACAACCGAUGCUGGUGUCACAUCAAUCACAACAGAUAUUGCUAGUGCAACAAUAACAGCUGAUAUGCCUGAGACUACAAAUGAAGUAUCGAUAACAACCGAUUCAAUUAUGUCGGCUACUGCCACCACAGACCUUGUCACUUCUACAUCGACUGAUAUGCUUCCUACUUCAGUAGAAACCGAAUUACCUGAUGCCAAUAUCACCACACCUGAAAACAACUCUACUAGAACUGUAAAUCCAAGUGUAUGUCAGGCUCUUCAACAGUGGUAUAAUUCGCUCAAUGGCAAAAACUGGAUUCAACACUCAGGUUGGGACUCUUCCAACAUGACCUCUUGCUGUAGUUGGUAUAAUGUGCAUUGUAACAAGAUAGGCCAAGUCUUAAAAAUUGAUCUCUCAUAUAACAACCUUGUUGGACAACUCCCAAACAAUCUUGAUCAAUUGCCAGACCUUCAAAAUAUUGAUUUAAGUUACAAUAAUAUCACUGGCUCAUUUCCUUCAAGUGUUGACAAACUUGCCCAUUUGCGAUCUGUUAACUUCGAUGUCAAUUUACUUUCUGGAAACUUACCUUCUGGACUCAGCGGCCUCGUUAAUCUCACGAACAUUCAUUUCAAGAACAAUUCAUUUUCUGGGACUAUUCCUAAUAGCUGGGCCAACAUGAAGGCUGUUGAAAGCCUCUACCUCAGCAACAACAAUCUGACAGGACCUUUUCCUGGUGUAGUGGCUCAAUUAUCGGGACUUUCAUCAUUGUACCUAGAUAACAAUGCUUUCAGUGGCUUCUUGAACAUCAGCUUCAGUGGCCUUUCUAAACUUACUCAACUAAACAUCAAAGGAAAUCAUUUGCUGGGUAACAUCCCUCCUUCCAUUGGCAACUUAACUUCUCUGAAAUCUUUAGAUCUUUCCAACAACAGAAUAACUGGCUCACUUUCUUCAACAAUUGGAAAUCUUGUCAAUCUUAAGCGAUUAAAUCUUGGCCAUAAUGGUUUUUCUGGUCCAAUUCCUAAUGAAAUUGACAAAUUAACAAAACUUGAAAGUCUUAGUUUGAAUUACAAUGCUUUUAAUGGUCAAUUUCCUUCUGGUAUGGCUCCUCCUGCACUUGGCUAUUGUCACAUGACACCUAAUCAAUUCCAAUCUUGUCCUGAUCGAAGCAUCAUUACUAACCCUCAAAGCUUGGCCUUCCAAUGUUCUGUGGACUGUGCAGUCAAGACGAAGAAGAGUAAGUCUGCUGCUUCUAUUCAAUUACCCUCACAUAGUAUCAUGUUCUUGAUUUUAUCUCUUAUUACAACCGCAUUUAUGUAA
Molecule: messenger RNA, 1434 nt
Organism: Gilbertella persicaria
Lineage: Eukaryota; Fungi; Mucoromycota; Mucoromycetes; Mucorales; Choanephoraceae
Exons: 10
Coding region: 1-1434 (477 amino acids)
Molecular function (GO): protein binding
Source: RefSeq, a predicted model, not a curated record